Molecule: messenger RNA, 723 nt
Organism: Arachis ipaensis
Lineage: Eukaryota; Viridiplantae; Streptophyta; Magnoliopsida; Fabales; Fabaceae
Source: RefSeq, a predicted model, not a curated record
AUGGCUGAGGCAAGGUGGGAUGAAGAUCGGACCGAGGAAGACAACCGAAAAGGAGGUAGGAAUGUGAUUCCACUGGAAGAGGCAGACAUAUCAGAAGGUAUUAAUACUUGUUCCCAUAGUCUCUAUGGCAGACUCUUUGCUUCCAAAAUCUUCUCAGUUGGAACCAUGGGGAAUGCUUUAAAGGCUAUAUGGGGAAAUCUAGAGGGAUUUAGCGUGAGUGAUAAAGGGGACAAUUUCCAAUUCUUUUUUAAUAAAGAGGUGGAUAUCUUGCGUGUUAAACGUGGUUCUCCAUGGCUAUUCAAGGAUUACGUGCUCCAUGUCAAGAGAUGGAAGGAAGAUCAGAAGGGUGAUGAAGAGAUUAUUUCUAAUUUUUCAAUUUGGAUUCAAUUUUGGGGUUUACCAGAAUCGUUUAAAACCCUCGAAGGUGGACGUAAAUUGGGAGAGAGGCUGGGCACAGUGUUAGAGGUAGGUAAAUUUCAGAUGAGAGGCAGAGAAACUAGGAUUGUAAAGGCUAAGAUCAAUAUUGAAGCUACCAAGAAAGUAAGGGAUCAGUUAAUUGUUGCAGGACCUAAUAAAAAGGAGGUAGAGGUGGCAUUGCGCUAUGAGGGACUUGAAAUGUUCUGUACCUACUGCACAAAAUUGGGGCACGAGGUGAAAAACUGCCACGAUUUGCUGAAGGACACAGAGAGUGAUAGGGUAAAAGAGGAUGACAUUGGUGAAUGA